Bursaphelenchus xylophilus (pine wood nematode) is the source of this 2927-nucleotide messenger RNA. Lineage: Eukaryota; Metazoa; Nematoda; Chromadorea; Rhabditida; Aphelenchoididae. The record is from the annotation of a GenBank genome assembly.
AUGAUGACUUUCCGUACGGUCGUUUCUCUACUUCUCUGGCAGGUCUCCGUCUCAUACAAUGACGAUAUGAAGUCUUUUUUGAAAGACACAUGCGAGGAAAACAUGAUUUGCCAUGAGCUUGAUGUGGACAGUUUCCAGGACUACGCGAUCGAAUUCGUAUGGUAUGAUUUUUAUGGGGUUUUUCACUUGGACACAUUCCACAAACAUUUAAAUCAUUUUUUCCGAGCAUUCCUCUUUUCAGGAUUACACGUCAAUUUGCCAAUUUUGAAUUCGUCCAAUGUAAGUCCGAAAAGCGAAUUUUUAUUCUUUUCAGCCAAGAACCGAAAAGCCACGGAGCAUACGACGUUAGGAGAUGAUUGGGACACCUCAUGGUUUCCCCGGGUCGUAUGCCGCCAUCCGAUCCCAGGCGCCGACAACAAAAUGUUUGUGGAGUUCAGUUCCGACCGAGCCGAAGUCAUCAGGUUUUACGAGCCGGGAAAGCAUUUGGCUGAAGACACACAUGGACACAAAGUGUUCCGGGUCAUGAGCGAUUUCAUAAAAGUAGGUGUCGUUUUUACUCAAACAUAGGUUGAUACGUAUUGUUUUUUACCUUAAACCGCUGCAGACUGCGGUCUCGUUUUAUACGAUAAAAUCCGUCCUAGAUUGAAGUUAUUGCUUCCGUAUGGGAACCAAAUUAGAUGGUCUUUAGAUGUAUGGUAACUUACAAGGAAAGUACUUCAAUGGGAUAUGGAGUUACAGGUCGAGACAUAUCAAAAAAUUCGCAAAAUUUUUCUGAUUCAGAAUAUGUAAAAAUUAGCUGCCUAAUUUUGGUUUGUAAGGGUGAAAAAAUCAUAUGAACUUUUACACACUACACAAAUGCCUUUUUGACCAAGUUUUUACCAAUAAAAAAGCUUGUUUGUUAGCAAGCUUGGGCGCAGCUUCUAGAGUACAUUUGUUGUGGUAUUUUCAGCGCGAGAAAGUCCGUGACGACGACGUGAAACAUUCAAUCAUCUACAACAAAUGGCUCUUCCUCAACGCCACCCAUGCCGUUGAGUUGAAUAGAUACAUGAACUUCGACCCGGAGGAAAGCUACAAAUUUCGCUUAAGGCACACCACCCGUUGGGGCCGGCUUGAUGAAGACUAUUGGAGGUGGGUGCGGAAAACGAUUUGGAAUAAUUUGAAGAUGAAAAAUUUCUAUAAACUUGAUUUUUUUCCAGCUACGGAGUGGAGCUUGUCUCCGCGAUUCCGAACGAGGAAAUUCCCAACAAUUUUGUGGACCUUAUCACGAAGAAGUGCUUUGUAAGUUUGCAAAAACUUUGUUAUUUCCUUUCCUAGAAAUUUCUAUGGACUUAUACGAUAAUUUCAGGGAGAUAAAAACAGAUACUGCGCAAUUGAUCCCAGAGAUGGCACUAUUCACUACACCCCGUAUCCGUCCGUCUUGCGAAUGGGCGAUUUCAUCAUGGAGCAGCGAUGGAAGCCGGCGCUCAACGAUUUUGUCCCAAUUUAUCGAUUCCAUCACAUCCACAUGCCAGAAAAGUAAGGGAUUUGCGAUUUUGGGGGAUUUUGGGCAUCAAACCAUGGGGCUUUUUUGACACCGGAAAUUCUCGAAGCUUGGCGCUCCGAUUUUGACUAACAGGGGAAGUACUUCAAGUGUGACGCUCAGAUUUUCUUUAAAUUUUGCACACACAUCGGGUAUGGACUAAAUAUCAAUUCCUGAAAGUUUUAGCUCGCGCUUUGCGGGCGCCGCCGAGAUAUUGAACGAUUUUUGCCGCCGAGAGAGCACGCUCAACGUGGAGAGCGGUCAGAGAGAAAACCGCUUUUUGCCCAUAACUUUGGCAGUUUCGUGCGGAAAAUUUUGAUUUUUUGUAGAAACAUUAUUCUUUACGGUUGAAAUAGGCAUGAAACUUUUCGUGCCGAAAUUCGGCAAAAAGUCCCAAAUUUUCGCCGACUUUCGAUCUAAAAAUCUCGGUUGUUUCUGCAAAGCGCGAGCUAGGAUUCCCGCAUAUAUCUUAGAAAAAAUUAUUCUAAAUUUGUGCCAAGUUUCAUCAAAAUCUGAGCGUCACACUUCAAGUACUUCCCUUGUAAGUUUGGCAUAAAUUAGCUCGCGCUUUUCAGAAACAGCAGUGAUUUCAUUUUGUGAAAGUUGGUAAAAAAUGAAGAUGGUCUGUUUUGGCAAAAAUUAUUACUUUUUGGGAUGAAUAUUUUUAUUUUGAUGGAAGCAUUAUCCCCAAAUAUUUUUUGCACAAAAAUCUAAAAAACCCCCAACGGAAAAAACUUACCAAUAUUGCGAAAACAUCAAUUUCUACAUGGAAUCAACACCAAAAACUUUGCGAAGAAAAACGCCAAAAAGAAGCUACCGUAUCCUGAAUUUGUUUGUUUUCGCGGCGGGACGCAAAACGAAGCUUGGCGAAAAGCGACAAACAAUGUUUGAAAUAGUAUUAGUCAUCUUGGGGAAUGUAGAAUUGUUUGAAAAGGACAUAAGGUCGAAGUCAAUAUAUUUGUGUUUUUCAGCGAAGUCUUUUACUUCUCCGAUGUCGCUUCGCUGGUCCCCAAACUAAUGGAGAGGGGCAUGCCAAAAGACGAUAUGUAAGUCUCUUACUUAAUCCGCAAUAAAAAAAUUUGUUUUUAGCGGAGGAAAGGAGAUCCGCGGAGUGAUGCCUCAGCCCAAAGCAGGAGACAAAAUCUUUGAGCUGAUGUUGCAGCGAACUACCACCACUACGUCGCCUCCUAUCGAGUCCACUGCUCCAACAACGUCCACCUUGAAACCUCUUCCUCUAGACGCCUACAAGCCGGUUAAAUUCCCGUCGAUCAGUGAAACGGAGGAAGAGCUACAGCCAGAAUUUGUGCAAGACGGCCUAAAAUAUCAAAAUUUUUAUCAAAACGCUGCCUCGGACUUUGUAGGAGAUGUUGGUGCAAUUCUAUUGGCCAUUUUUAUGAUUACAAUGUAA